UGGAUUGGAUUAGAAGGCGGUGAAAUCGAAAUAAACGUAAAACGUCUCCGGUGGCCACUUAUGUCUGCUUCUGAUAGGAAAGCAGAAUUAGCUCGGAAGAAAGCUAGACUUGCUGCCCUAAGAGACGAACGGCUUAAGAAAGAAGAGCUGCAACAUAAUUUUGCUCCUCAAACUGCUGGCGUUUUUGAUUCUAAUUCGAUUAGCGAAUCUGUUAGUAUCGACGGGAUCCUCAAGGAACUUGGGGUUGCAGAUAAUGUAGCAACUAAUGGAAAAAUCGAUGACGAAGAGCGUUUGAGUUUACUUGGUGUUGAAAAGCCACCUCCGAAACUUGGAGUUUCCAAAGUUGCUCAGUGCUGUGUUAACCCAAGAGAGCUUAUAACAUAUUCAAAGCAAGUUCAAACAGAACAGGAUGUUUUGUUAGAGGUGCAGUGUAAGCAAAUUUAUUCGAGUCACUCGGGGUUCUAUUUAGCACCGACCAUUGAUAGGUGGGACGAUGAUGCGUCACGUUCUCAUCUUGGGUUGCAAAGUUUUGAUUGGGAUGAUGAAAUUGGAGCCAUCCCCUACGAUGAUCAGGAGUCAGUUCUGCCAGAUGUGACGCAGCUUAUCAAAAACCUCGAAUUGAAUAAAUCUGUUCGGUUUUUGCAUUCUGAGACCCCGAGCAAACAAAUUCCGCUCUACGUUUGUGGGCUAGCGCUGCAGCAACUAAACCGGGGCGGUUUGGGGCAAAUUUUAGCGCGAGAACUGUCGGAGGAGGAAAAGCAGGUGGCGAUGGAGUCGGAGGAGUUCCAAGACUUCUUCCUGCGUACCUCGCGCAUCAUCGAACGCGCUCUUGAUGAUACUAAUGACAUCUUCUUCGACUACAGUGGCGCGGACCGCGAAGACACGCAAGGAAAGGACGAAUUGGUGAAGUAUAUUGGGGACUUUUACGAUAAUUCCUUCGUCUGCGACGCUUCCGUCGUUGCUCUCGACUGGUCCGCUGUGCACCCAGAACUCCUGUUAGUCGCCUAUCAGUCCAGAGAAGGCGGCGGCGUCAUCGACAAUGGUGCUGGUGAUGGCCUCGUGAGCGAAGGGGGUUCCUGCCUUGUGUGGAACCUCAAGUAUCGCCAGACAGCGCCAGAACACAUCUUCACCUACCAGGUCGACAUCACCGCCGCUAUUCUCACCGAGUUUCACCCCAAUUUGGUCAUUGGUGGAACGCGUGGAGGACAGAUUGUCAUAUGGGACAGCAGGUGCCCUAGCCUUCAUUGUCUACAUCAUUCUCCUAUAGCAUUUUUUAGCUACUCGACGGUCGCCUUGUCUGCUCUGGAAUGUGUGACUUUCACUUUGCCUAGAGCGAAUCGUCGAACACCCUCACAGAAGACCCGUCUCGCCGGAGGAUCAGCCCACGUGGAGGCAAUCUGCGGCCUCGCGGUGACGGGCAGCAGGAACGCCAACAGCCUGGUCAGCGUCUCCUCCGACGGUCGGCUCUGCUCCUGGUCCUUCGACAUGCUGGGGUCGCCCCAACAGUCCCUGGAAUUGGCCUCGGCCUCGAAGCGCACCGCCAACCCCAUCACCCCCACGUGCCUCGCCUUUCUGCCCGGCGAAGCCAAUCGGUUCCUGGUCGGCGCGCAGGACGGCAAUGUGUACGCGGGCUCGCGUCACGACAAGACUGCAGGCAUAAGCGAUCAAUUUGAGAGCCACAAGGCACCAGUGACGUGUCUUGCGAUGAUGCCCAGUCUGGAGGCGCCGCUGGGCCUGGAGGAACCCCCGUCUACCCUCUUCGUGACCACGGCGAUGGACUGCUCGGUGAAGCUGUGGUCCCAUCGCGAGCCCGCGUACCCCCUCCUCUCCUACGAUGAUCGGAACGAAUACUUUGUCGGCUGUGAUUAUUCGCCCAUUCACCCUGCUCUCUUCGCUACCACCGACCUCGGAGGCUCUGUCGACCUCUGGUCUCUCAACUCGGAUCAUGAGGUUCCAACUGCCUCGACACAAGUUGGAGGUGACGCGCUGCUGAACAGAUGCCGCUUUCAUAAGAAAGGUUUUCACUUGGCUGUCGGUGGCGAUGAUGGUCGAGUUCGACUGUUUGAGCUUCAUGAGAAUCUGGCGAUGCCCAAGGCAGACGAGUGGGUCCAGUUGAAUCGACUGGUGCGGAAUUUGUCAAACAGCGCCUCCGAACAGCGUGAAUUCGAUGUACAAAACCAAUCUCGGCACUUCCAAGGUCAUCAUAACCAUGCGCGAUAA
Messenger RNA from Mesocestoides corti, 2220 nucleotides. Lineage: Eukaryota; Metazoa; Platyhelminthes; Cestoda; Cyclophyllidea; Mesocestoididae. The record is from the annotation of a GenBank genome assembly.